This is a messenger RNA of Octopus sinensis (East Asian common octopus), 2291 nucleotides long. RefSeq names its product Friend leukemia integration 1 transcription factor. Gene Ontology annotation, biological process: regulation of transcription by RNA polymerase II; cell differentiation. The transcript is spliced from 11 exons. Gene Ontology annotation, cellular component: nucleus. Bases 181 to 1791 code for a protein of 536 amino acids. Gene Ontology annotation, molecular function: DNA-binding transcription factor activity, RNA polymerase II-specific; sequence-specific DNA binding. NCBI's taxonomy places the organism in Eukaryota, Metazoa, Mollusca, Cephalopoda, Octopoda, Octopodidae. The record is from RefSeq and is a predicted model, not a curated record.
GAAAAUAACUAUGUGCAACGCUACGAGGUUUUCAUCAAAAAGUGUUGUGUAGUCGUUCGUUUAUACAACGAAGCUGGAAACACCUUAUCCGUCAAGAGUCCUCUCGCGUUCUAUGUUUUUCUUUCAUUGCCAUUCUUGGUCUACCUUAUAGAGAAUUUAUCAAACUGAAACCCUGUCCAAAUGACUCUUGACUAUCACAUAAGCGAUUUUAGAACUGAUGUGGAUAAAAGCAUCUACGAUCAAACACGAGAAGAGAAAAAAUUCUUUGACAAAGUCCUUGGUCUUCGCAGCAGUGUAAGUGAUGAGGCUGGAAUAGAAUCCAUGGACCUGCAUCAUUUUGAAGAUGACCAAACAGUUCCUUCUAAACUGACUGAGCUUCCAUACUCUCUAAUGGCUUCUCCGGGCAGUGCUUUCCAUAUAGAAACUGCUGACCACUGCCUAGAACUACCUCGGGCUCCACCUCCCAGCUAUGAGGAACAUAAAAUCAUUUCUAAAUUUCAUCACCAAGAACUCUCUCAUGAAGAUCAGGCAGCACGCUGGGAAGAUAUUCAAGAUAUAAUUAGAAGGGAAUCAUCUGUCUUCACAAAUUUAACUUCGGUGUCUUCUUUUUCCUCGUCUGUUAAAAGCGAGAAUAGACCCGGUCUGGACUGCCAAAUCCAGUCCUGGACAAGUGGACAAUUGGUGCCAGAAGUACCAAGCAAUUCAGGUUCCAACUGCAGUAUUGGUCAGACACCAGAUUGGUAUUCCAACAGUGUACCAGAGCCAGUCUGCUACAUGUCACUGGAAUCUAUCAUGCCAUCAGCAAGAAGCACCAAUUCUUCGCCUGCAUCCACAACGGGUUCUUUUGCACCAACUUACAACAGUUACCCACCUUCGAUGGCAUCUAACCCAAGCUUCUUUGAUCCCACUAGUACAUCAAGAUGUACCCCAUCACCAUCUUAUGAAAAUAACAACGGAAGCAACGUCAACAACAACCACAACAGCAACAUUACCAACAACAUUCUCAGCGGCAGUAACAACUGCAGCCCAAGCAACAACACAUUAAUAAAUAAGAAACAAAGAUCGUGUAAGAAAAUCUCUGAAGAAAGUCCUGACAAAAUCUGUGGCAUGACGUUCCAACAAUUAAUGUCGCAUAUUCCAGAGUCUGGACAUAUUCAGUUAUGGCAAUUCCUAAUUAAGCUUCUGUGUGACAAAACAAACAAUAAUUGCAUUCGUUGGGAAGGAGAUGAAGGUCAUUUCACUAUUCUGAACCAAGAAGAGUUAGCUAAGCGAUGGGGUGAACGUAAGCGACGUAAACAGAUGACUUAUGAGAAACUCUCCCGUGCAAUUCGGUAUUAUUAUGAUAAAAACUAUGUACAUAAAAUUCAUGGAAAGAAAGCAACUUAUAAAUUUAAUUUUGAUGAGUUGCUGAAAUCAUCGAGCCGUCCAAGCCAUCAGUCAAAGAAUAAGGAAACUGAUGAAUCAACAACCAUGGUUCAGUCAUAUGAUAUUUCGAGUUUCCCUGCCACAAUGCCUGUAACACCAGCUUCUUCAUCGUCUCCUUCUUCAUCGAUGCAAAGUACUUCAUCAGGUAUAGUUUUCAAUAGUAAAAGACCACUGAAUACAUCCUCUCCCUAUGGCUCCGAGUUACCUGAGUAUUCACCACCUCUGACCAGCAAGAAACAAAAAUUACCCUAUAUUCCAAAUAUGUCGCAGCCUUGUUACAGCCUGGAGCAACAUUUCAAUCAGAAUAGUCCCUAUCUAGAUGCAUCAAGCCUUUUCAAUGAAGAGAAUACACAAACUUACUAUUGACUCGGAACCUGAAAAUGAACUUUGGCUAAUGAAUUCUGGAAACUUGUAACUCACUACCAGUAUGUCUUUUGGUAUGGAAUACUGGUUUAAAGGGCUGGAGGUUAUAGCCAGCUAUGGUGAAAACAAAAAUACGAAGAAAGGAAUUGUGAUGUAUGCAAGAAAAGUAGAACUUUUCAUGAUAUCCAACUGUGGAUAGUAAAGUAUCUGCUAUUUACUUUGCUCAAUGAAAACCACUUGUUUCAUUUAUGAUAUUUGUCAAGUCAUUAAUGAAAUAAGCUUAAUGAGUUAAAAGCAUCUGACUCUUGUUGGACAUUUCGAAGAGUACUAUUAUAUUAAUGUUGUAAGUUCAAACACUGCCAUACAUUUCUUUUGUAAAAGAGUUUGUUUGUAAACCAAUAGAAAAAUGGUUGUUAUAAAAUGAUUUAUUGAGGGGAAAAAAUUAGAAAAAAAAAGGAAACCAUGUAAACUAUUUUUAGAUAACCUAAAAAUUGUUUACUUAA